UAUUUCAUUAGAAGAGAACAAAAAUUCAAAUCAGCUGGUACACGACAAGUUCUAAGAAUUAGAUAAGCAUAUCAUCCAAAUAAAUUGGCAUCAAGAAGAAAUUCUGGUUAAAAUUCGAAUCGCGCGCCUUUUGGUUUUUGUUCCUUUUCUUUUUGAAUGUUUACAAAUUUUAGAAAAUAGUUUAGUCAACUUUAACCUGUUGCCUUAAUCUCCAAACUUCCUUUUAGAUCUUAAUUUAAUUUUAUUUAUCUUAACUAUUACAAUUGUUAACCAUUUAAACCUUUUGUCAGGGGAUUGGAAUAUUUAUUUGAAACAAUUAGGAAGAAUCCUAGUUCACUAAGAAAGUGAAUCAAUUAUUAAAAGUGUUUCCAUUAUUUUCCUCUUGGAAACUGAAAGUUUUCUCGUUUGAAUAGUUAACGAGGUUAAUUGUUAACUUUAAAUGUUUGUUUUCAUUAAAGAUAAAUGUGAUUGUAGCCAUUUAUGCAAAAUCGUUGGUAUAGUCUCAUGUUGAGUUGAUAUUUUCUAGUUAAUUGAUCGAAGUUAAGUGGUGACAAUGAUUUUAACUUGUUUAAUAUGUUGAUCUUCACAUUAAAUUAUGAUAAAAGGAUUAAGCAAUCAAUUGAUCAACAAGUUGGAUUGUGGUCACGAUCAAAGUGAAGUUUUUUAUGUUCACAAAUGUUUAAAGACAUUUUGUCAUCAUUGUAAACAAGAAAACCGACCAUGUGUCUUAUGUAAAACCGAUCUCAUCGAAGCUGAUUACCUCAAAGCCAUUGACAAGAAAAGAUGUGGAGAUGAUUCCGUUUGUAACAAUCAAGCCAUUUUCCAUUGUUUGUGUAGUAAAAAAGAUUUUUGUGAGGCUCAUUUACUCAAAUUUCAUCGAAAAAUUUUAGCAUCUAAAAGAUGUUGUGCUGUUAUUCUCAAUUCGAGCACGGAUGAACCUUCAUGUUCCAAAUGUGACAAUUUUAUCGCUGAAUUUGUGGACAAGACAACUAAUGAACUAUUCUGUGAGACAUGUAGUAAGAACAAGUCAGCUAGUAUUGUGCCCAUUGAACGUGACAAUAACAACAAUAAUAACACCGUUAACAUCGAUAUUGACAAAAAUUUUCAUAUUCAUCGGGAUAUUAUUGGUAAUCAAUUGAAUUUAUUGAGCACAAAGCUUGAAGAGUAUACCAAUGAGAUUGAAAAAGAAAAGGACCAGUUCGAUAAGCAAAUCAACCACUUGCAAAAAGAAUUGGAAUCUUAUGUGAACAUUAACAAAGAUCAAUUAGACUCUUUGCGAGCUUCAGUUGACAAAGUUAAACAAUUUUUAGAUCUAUUGAAUCGCAGUGAUAAACUUGGAAUAAUUAAUCUAAUCAAAUCGGAUAAACUCAACUAUAAACUUGUGGACUCGAAAUUACGGCUGUGGGUUGAAGAGAUCGUUCAAUCGUAUAAUAUUCCUGAAUUAACAAAAUCGGGUUUUAACUGGAUCGAAGAGACUGAUUUUUAUGAGUUGGUUCCUGGUCCACGGAAUUGGAGGUCUAAUCAUAGUCCAUUCUUUCCAGAUAAUUUACUUAAAUUGACUCACGACUUUAUAAAAGAUCAUCUUCGUCAUAAAAAUGAAUGUAACUCUCCAUCCUGCCCCUGUAAGUCGAGCAAUCUUAUCAACUGUAUCCAACAAAAGUUUGUCAACCUCACGAAUCAAAAACAACUUACAAAAAACGAUUUGGAUUAUUUUCUCGACUGUUCUUCCAUUGCUGGUGGUGAUGUUACUCUAUUAGUUGAAACUGGUAAACGAGCUUUUAAUCAGUCAGUAGAUUUGACGUUUGCUCGAAUAUGUUUUGAAGAGGCACAUCGAAUCGAUCCAAACAAUUGGUUUGUUCUCGACACUUUAAUGGGUCUUUAUUUCGUGCUUAAUGAUCACGAUAAUUGUCUACAACUCGCAAUCAAAGGUUUAAUUAAAGACGGGGAUAACUUCAAAGCUCGUGUAUUAGUCUCAGAGAUAUUGAGACUUUCACCGUCCUUACGAUCAAAAUUGCCUGUUGAGUUAGAAUAUUUACACAACUGGAAUCCUUGUAAUGGUCAUGAUAGAAAGACAAAAGUUUUGGACGAGCUCGUGAGUUUAAGAGAACUCUAUAAUUUACGAAGCGUAUGUGGAGCAAAUCAAGAUGAUGCUUCGAAAUUUUUGAAUUUAUCUCUCAAUCCGGAAACACUUUCGUCGUUAAAAUCCCUAAUUUCAGUUUUAAUAACUGUUCAUAAUGAAAUGACAAAACACAGAGUUGAUUUAAAUGAAGUAAUAAGGUUAGAAAUCCUUAACAAUUCUAUCGCUCAACCAAUUCCUCCACUGAGUAUGAGUCUUUCUGGCGUCGAAAUGUCAAAUGAUAGUAAUAAGCGUAAAAAACGAGGACCAGGCUCUGGUUUAUUUCUAAAACGAAGACCAACUUGCGUUAGAAGUAUAAUAGUCGACAAUAUGUAUGAAAAAGUAUUCUCGAUGUUCCCUGAAAGUGUUUUAACUCGUGAAAUACUGCAAGAAGGCCAUUUAGAGAUAAAAACACGAAACAAAGCUCAACUGGAGAAUCUGAUUUUGACACGUUACAUGUUCCGACAAAAGCCAUUCGUCUCAAAAGGCAGAGAGUUUAACCAACUAAUAAGUGAUCUUCUCUACGAAAUAGCAGAUCAAGCAGCUUUAAUCAAAUUACCUUCCAAUUUCAUGGAUCUGUAUGGAAUCCAUCGAAAAUGGUAUCCGCUACUUUCAACUAUUUCAACCAAGAACAUAACACCAGAAGAGAUAAACUUAAUCUUGACUGCCAAUGAGAUGAAAUUUAAUCAACCUGAAGCAAUAUUUUUGACUGAAUCAAUUCCAUUUCUGCGAGAUUUAUUGAAUCCCAUAGAUUAUGAUAAAUUUUUCAUUCGUCUCAUGAUUCUUCGAGGAAUCAAAGAAUCUAAAGUUGAUUAUCUUCUGAUGGCAAAUGAAGUUUUCGAAAAAUCUAACCUUAAAUUGGUUCAAACAACAAAUCAAACAGUUUACAGUUCAUCUAUUCUUAAAUCAAUGAUAAACAAAAUGAAUGAAAAUAAAUUGGACACAUUAUUGGAUCAACAUCGAAAUGAAGAAAUCUUUGAACUUUUAGCAUCUGAACCGGAACUUUCUAAACAAGAAGAAAAGUAUUUUUGUCAAGCUAUUGAAUCAUCACAACACUGGAAACGAGGUGUCGAAAUACUUUCUCGACGCAAUCAAUACACUCAUCAAAUGCUAAAUCUAUUACGAAUGUGUUUGAAGAAUGGGGAUAAUCUAUCAAUUGAUCGAGAGUUUGCUAUUAAGCUUUUAGAAUUAGGCACCGAAGAUUACAAUGCAAUGGCCUGGACUUGUUUACUACAAACAUUCAUAAACGAGAUGCGAAACACAUUGCCAAAGGGCAAAUCACUUAUUCUCCUAAAAUGUAGCUUCCUGACUGCUCAUAAAGGAACGGGGGUUAAUCUACAUUGGGACAAUAUUCAUUUUAUUUAUGAUCACUUUACUCCUAAAACGUUACCAAGUUUUGACGAAAGAUCUGAUCCGAUUGAUUCAAAGACUGAGGAGCUGUUUCGAUCUUUACUUUCGCUGAUUCCUGACAAUUUAAAUCCUGAAAGAUAUUCUCAAUUUAUUUCUGAAUAUAUUGAUAAUGGAAAACCAAUUGAAGCUUCAUCAAAUAUUCCGAAACAUCGAGUUACUCAAAAUAUUUAUUAUUAUUUAGCUGAUUAUUACCUAAAACACCAAGACUUCGAGAAAGCGAUGAAAUUUUAUAUUCUUGAUUUAACUUUGAAUCGCAAUCGAUUCGAUUCAUGGGUUGGUUGUGCUCUUUCACUAGCAGAUGAGAUUGAACAAUAUUCUUCGCCUAAUUGUCAAGUUUUCUACUCAUCUACUGAAGAAAUGCUGCUCUUAGGAGAAAAAGUAUUUCGGUGUUUCAAUGAAGCGAUUCGGCUCAAAGAUAAUAGAUCCAAGGUAUGGUAUAAAUAUGGAAAGUGUGCUUAUAACAUCGCGAGUUAUAUUUCUCGAAUCAUGAAACUUGGAACAGUUUUGGAGAAUUCACAAAAAGUAGAAAUGAACCAACAGCAUAAGCGAUUCUUAGACCAAGCACAAGUUUGCUUCGAAUCAACUAGCAAAUUUUCUAAGGCUGAUGAAAUUCGGAUGGCUUAUAAUUUGAGAGAUGCUGAACAAUUGUUCAAAAUGGCAACGAUUUUGGCUUCAUCAGAAUUGGGUAGCAAAGGAUUUCUUCGUGAAACCGAUCGGGAAAAUCUUGGAAAACAAUCAAUGCAACAUUGUUUUAACAUUUACGAAAGUCGAAUUGCAAAAGCAAAAGGAAAUCGAAACAGUUUAGAUCAAAUAAAAGUUGAUGUAAGAAGAAUUUGUAACAAAUUGAUGGAAUAUCCUAUCUAUAAAAAACAGGCUGAACAAUUUCUCGAAAAACAUGUCGAAUGUGUAACAAUUGAUUAGUUGAAGUGAUCGAUUUCCAUGAUGAAAGAUUUUUUUUAACAAUAUUUCUCAAAUUUGCCAGAAUCUUUAACGAAACUAAAUUUCACAAAUAAUAAGGCGGCUUUGUCGAGUGUAUAACAAUUGAUUAAUUAUCAUCAUUUGAGUGAAUCUUUUUUAAUUGAUUGAUUUUAACGAUCAAAGAUUUUCCAAUUUACUUUUUUUUAUGAGAACAAAAAAAAUUUUCGAAACAAAAUAAUAUAUAAUAUCCUAAAUAAUAAAGAAAUAUAAUAAUCUUA
Panonychus citri (citrus red mite) is the source of this 4722-nucleotide messenger RNA. RefSeq lists its product as uncharacterized. The transcript is spliced from 5 exons. The record is from RefSeq and is a predicted model, not a curated record. Gene Ontology annotation, molecular function: nucleosome binding; protein binding. Gene Ontology annotation, cellular component: nucleus. Gene Ontology annotation, biological process: chromatin organization. Bases 596 to 4447 code for a protein of 1283 amino acids. NCBI's taxonomy places the organism in Eukaryota, Metazoa, Arthropoda, Arachnida, Trombidiformes, Tetranychidae.